AAUCAUCGUAAUGUCAUACAUCUUUUCCCCCGAAGCGCAAGUACCGUAAAUCUCCCUGCGAUCUUUUCCAGUGCUCACCAUGUCUAUACCACGGACCUUCCGCCUCUUUGCCUCCCAGACUGAAAGGCCCCUCUGCUCAAGAUGCCUCUACCAAUCCAGCCUUGCUCAGCAAGGCGUGCGCUGGAACUCGAGCUCCGCAGCUCCCACGGCUCCCCUAUUCGCUAGAUUGAAACAAGAUCUCAAGGCCGCCAUGCGGGCAAAAGAUCAGGCAAGAUUGACGGUAAUUCGCGGCACGAUUUCCGAAAUCAACCAAGCCGCAUCCUCGUCCUCCCCCGUCCAGACGGACAUGCAGAUCCUCGCACUCCUUCGCAAACGGCGGUCCAGCAGUACGAGUGCGAGACAGGAAGCCCAAGACGCGAACCGGCCGGAGCUACUCGAAAAACUGGACAAGGAGAUUGAAGUCGUGGACGAGUUGAUGGGCAGCGUGGAGAUGAUGGACGUGUCGGAGAUGAGGUCCAUCGUGCGAAGCGCCGUGGAGUCGAUGAGAGGUCACGGUGAACAGACGGCGACGGGUGAGCUCAAGCCCGGUCCCGUCAUGAAAGAGCUGUUGAAGCCAGGAGGCCCGCUUGAUGGGAAACCGCUGGAUAAGAAGGUCCUCGCUGAGCUCGUGAGGGAGGAGUGCUUCAGUAAUCAUGGAAAAGCAUGAUUACCUAGGUAAGGUUCAUUCACCAAAAAGACUCUUGUAUUGUAUAUUAUACGAGGAGAGAGACUCUGUCAUUCAACCUCAAAACACCGCCAACGGCCAUUGGAACACCA
This is a messenger RNA of Exophiala xenobiotica, 816 nucleotides long. RefSeq lists its product as uncharacterized. Gene Ontology annotation, molecular function: carbon-nitrogen ligase activity, with glutamine as amido-N-donor. The coding region runs from base 80 to 706 and encodes 208 amino acids. The record is from RefSeq and is a predicted model, not a curated record. Gene Ontology annotation, cellular component: mitochondrion. The transcript has 2 exons. NCBI's taxonomy places the organism in Eukaryota, Fungi, Ascomycota, Eurotiomycetes, Chaetothyriales, Herpotrichiellaceae.